CGCUUCAAUCAGUUACGGUUUGGCGUUAAGAGCGAACGAAAGCUGCGCUGCGCUGAUUUCUAUUGUAUAGAGUGAAUCGAACGAAUUUCGCAUAAGUGCCUGCGUACUGAUUAUUUAUCCACUUCUAAAAUGUAUGACUCAUACGAUAGUUUGCAAGAAGUGGCAAUUGUUACUAGUGCCGGUGGUGCUAUUGCAGCGCAAAUUGCAGUGUUUCUCGCUAAUAAAGGAAUGACCGUUGUAGGAUUAACGCAACAGCCCGAAGUAGUAGAAGCAUUGAAUGAGCAAAUAGAAGGUCAUGGGAAAAUAGUCCCUCGCGUAUGUGAUGUAACCAGCGAGGAAAGCCUAAUGGUUACUUUUAACUAUAUACGGAAUAUCUUUCCGCAAGUUACAGUUUUCGUAUGCAAUUCUGACAUAAUGAGCGUAAAUUUUCUAUCAGAAUCGAGUGGCGCGGAAAUACAAGAAUUAUUCGAUGUUAAUGUCAUAUCUACUUCCUAUUUCAUACGUGAGAGUCUGGCGUUAAUACGCGCAAAGAAAACGAGGGGUCACAUUUUUGUUAUGAACAGCGUCCUUGGUCACCAUAUACCGAGCGCGCCUGUGCCGUUGUACAACGUUUACCCAGCAACGAAGUUCGCUAUGAAAGCGCUAUGCGAAGCAACGCGCCGGGAAAUUAAACAUUUGAAGUUAAAUGUUAAACUAACGAGUAUCAGUCCUGGAAUGGUAGAUAAGGAGUUAUUUAGUGUUUACAAUGGCGCUAUUGCUGUCCUGCCAAUGCUUAAAGCCUCAGAUAUCGCGAAAGCGAUCAUUUUUGCAUUAGACACACCAGAUUAUGUGCAGGUGGAAGAAAUCAUUCUGCAAGCUAUGAAGUACUAAGACGCACAAAAUCAUGAUGUUCAUUAGAUCAAGUGGUAGUGAAGCGUUCCCUUGAGUGUCAUCAGCAUAAUUACGUACAUACAUACAUAACACUUUUUAACAAAAUAAUAUAUCCAAUUAAUGAGAAUUUUUUGAGAAUAAAAACGAACUUCCCAAUGUUA
Molecule: messenger RNA, 1031 nt
Organism: Anastrepha ludens (Mexican fruit fly)
Lineage: Eukaryota; Metazoa; Arthropoda; Insecta; Diptera; Tephritidae
Product: farnesol dehydrogenase-like
Exons: 6
Coding region: 130-870 (246 amino acids)
Source: RefSeq, a predicted model, not a curated record